AUAUGAACUGAGGUGGAGGGAGGACCGCCUUUCCUAGAAGUACCGGAAGUGGAAGGGAAGAAACAUGCAGGACCACCAGCAUGUGCCCAUUGACAUCCAGACCAGCAAACUUCUUGACUGGCUGGUGGACAGGAGACACUGCAACCUGAAAUGGCAGAGCCUUGUGCUGACAAUCAGAGAAAAGAUAAAUGCAGCCAUCCAAGACAUGCCAGAAAGUGAGGAGAUUGCACAGCUGCUCUCUGGAUCUUAUAUUCACUACUUCCAUUGUCUGAGAAUUGUGGACCUCCUCAAAGGCACUGAGGCCUCCACAAAAAAUAUUUUUGGCAGAUAUUCUUCACAGAGAAUGAAGGAUUGGCAGGAGAUUGUGUCUUUGUAUGAGAAGGACAGUACUUAUCUAGUGGAAAUCUCCAGCCUCCUGGUACGAAAUGUCAGCUAUGAGAUACCUUCCCUGAAGAAGCAGAUCGCCAAGUGCCAGCAACUGCAGCAGGAGUACAGCCGCAAGGAGGAAGAGUGCCAGCUGGGAGCUGCAGAGAUGAAGGAGCGUUUCUACAACUCCUGCAAACAGUACGGCAUCACUGGAGACAGCGUCCGAAGAGAGUUGCUGGCAUUGGUGAAGGAUUUGCCAAGUUUGUUGACUGAUAUUGGGGCCAGAGUUGAGUCAUUGUGGGAAGCUAUCGAGCUCUACCAGGCCUGUGUGGGGUUUGUGUGUGAGAGCCCCACUGAGCAGGUAGUGCCAAUGCUGAGACAUGUGCAAAAGCGAGGAAACACGACCGUGUACGAGUGGAGGAUGGGCACAGAGCCCACAGUGGUUGAGCGGCCAUGUCUGGAGGAGCCCCCUGAGCAGGUGGCAGACGAUGCGAUUGAUUGGGGUAACUUUGCGAUAGAGUCGACUUCGGAAGGGAUUAGCUAUGGCAUCUCUGCUGAGACAGAUGAAAUUGACUGGGGAAUCUCAUUGGAGUCUGAUUCAAAGGAAACUGGUAAUGAAGGAAUAAAUUGGGGAGAUGGAGAUGCUGGUCCCUUACAAAUAACAGUACUAGAAGCAGGAACCCAGGCUCCAGAAGGUGUUGCAAGGGGUCCUGAUGCUCUGACUCUUCUUGAAUACCCUGAAACCCGGAAUCAGUUUGUUGAUGAACUCAUGGAGUUAGAAAUCUUCUUGUCCCAGAGAGCAUUGGAGAUGAGUGAGGAGGCAGACAUCCUAUCAGUGAGCCAGUUCCAACUGGCUCCACCUAUCCUGCAGGGUCAGACCAAGGCAAAAGUGGUUGUCAUGGUGUCAGUUUUGCAGGAUCUGAUUGGCCAGCUCACCAAUCUUCGAAUGCAACACCUGUUUAUGAUCCUGGCCUCACCAAGGUAUGUGGAUCGGGUAACCGAUCUCCUCCGGCAGAAACUAAAGCAGUCUGAAUUGCUGGCCCUAAAGAAAGAGCUGAUGAUCCAGAAAAGGCAGGAGGCUCUUGAGGAACAGGCAUCUCUGGAGCCCAAACUGGACCUGCUGAUAGAGAAAACAAAAGAGCUGCAGAAACUGAUCGAAGCAGACAUUUCCAAAAGGUACAACGGCCGUCCUGUGAACUUGAUGGGAACCUUCCUGUGACAUCUCCUGCCAUCUUCCUGCCUUCUUCCUUGUUCAGUCUUUGGGAUGGAGGCAUGUUAGAUAUGGUGGACAUUCAUAGGCCAGUCUAAUUGAAACAGUCUACAAAAGGGAAGAAGACCUCAAAAAACUAAAUUGUUAGUCUGAGGGAAAGAUUUAGAGAACUUGCUCCUUGGCACUUUACUCUGUGAAAAGUUACUGUGAUUGGCUUUGUUGUCUGGUUAGCCAGUAAUUGUAGUGGGGCUUAAUUAAAAAAAAAAAAAAAAAAGCUUUG
Molecule: messenger RNA, 1856 nt
Organism: Antechinus flavipes (yellow-footed antechinus)
Lineage: Eukaryota; Metazoa; Chordata; Mammalia; Dasyuromorphia; Dasyuridae
Gene: CDK5RAP3
Product: CDK5 regulatory subunit associated protein 3
Exons: 14
Coding region: 65-1585 (506 amino acids)
Biological process (GO): regulation of mitotic cell cycle; regulation of cyclin-dependent protein serine/threonine kinase activity
Cellular component (GO): endomembrane system
Source: RefSeq, a predicted model, not a curated record